AUGGCUGAGUUCAGGGUGAGGGUAUCCACUGGGGAGGCCUUCGGGGCUGGCACGUGGGACAAAAUGUCUGUCAUCAUCGUGGGGACCGAAGGAGAGACCCUGCCACUGCCCCUGGACCAUUUCGGCAAAGAGUUCAGCGCCGGCGCUGAGGAGGACUUCAAGGUGACGUGCCCCCAGGACGUGGGCCGGGUGCUGCUGCUGCGCGUGCACAAGGCUCCCCCCACGCUGCUCCGUCCUUUCUGUCCCCUGGCCUCGGACGCCUGGUUCUGCCGCUGGGUCCAGCUCACGCCGCCCCGGGGCGCCCCCCUCCGCUUCCCCUGCUACCAGUGGCUGGAGGACCAGGGGAGCCUGGUACUGCGGGAGGGGACAGCGAAGAUUUCCUGGGAGGACCGCCACCCCACCCUCCAGCAGCAGCGCCAGGAGGAGCUGCAGGCCAGGCGGGAGAUGUACAGCUGGAAGACUUACAUCCCAGGCUGGCCUCGCUGCCUCAACGAGGAGACCAUAAAAAACCUGGACCUCAACAUCAAAUACUCUCUGGCAAAGAACAUCACCUUCUACCUGCGAGGCAGCUCGAUGUUGGCACAUCUGAAACUCAAAGGGCUGCUGGACCGCAAGGGGCUCUGGAAGAGCCUGGAGGAGAUGAGAAGUGUGUUCAACUUCUGGAAGACCCCAGCCGUGGAGUAUGUGUUUGAGCACUGGCAGGAGGAUGCCUUCUUCGCCUACCAGUUCCUGAAUGGCCUCAACCCGGUCCUGAUCCGCCGCUGUCGCCACCUCCCAAAGAACUUCCCUGUCACUGAUGCCAUGGUGGCCCCAGUGUUGGGCCCCGGGACGAGCCUGCAGGCUGAGCUGGAGAAAGGGUCCUUGUUCCUGGUGGAUUACGGCAUCCUCUCUGGCAUCCGCACCAAUGUCAUUAAUAGGAGGCCUCAGUUCUCCGCGGCCCCAAUGACCCUGCUAUACCAGCGCCCAGGGUGUGGGCCCCUGCUGCCCCUCGCCAUCCAGCUCAGCCAGACCCCUGGGCCCGACAGCCCCAUCUUUCUGCCCAGCGACGACAAGUGGGACUGGCUGCUGGCCAAGACGUGGGUGCGCAAUGCCGAGUUCUCCAUCCACGAGGCCCUCACACACCUGUUACAGGUACACCUGGUGACCGAGGUCUUCACCCUGGCUACGCUGCGCCAGCUGCCUCACUGCCACCCACUCUUCAAGCUGCUGAUCCCACACACACGGUACACCCUGCACAUCAACACGCUGGCCCGUGAGCUACUCAUUGCCCCCGGGAAGGUGGUGGACAGGUCCACAGGCCUUGGCAUUGAAGGUUUCUCUGAGCUGAUACAGAGGUACAUGGAACAGCUGAACUAUUCCGUCCUGUGUCUGCCUGAGGAUAUCCGGGCCCGAGGAGUUGAAGACAUCCCAGGCUACUACUACCGGGAUGAUGGGAUGCAGAUCUGGGGUGCAGUGGAAUGCUUUGUCUCCGAAAUGAUCGGCAUCUACUACCUGAGCGAUGAGUCUGUCCGUGAUGACAGUGAACUCCAGGCCUGGGUGUGGGAGAUCUUCUCCGAGGGCUUCCUAGGCCGGGAGAGCUCAGGUGUACCCUCCUCCCUGGGGACACGGGAAGCCCUGAUACAGUAUGUCACUAUGGUGAUAUUCACCUGCUCGGCCAAGCAUUCCGCUGUCGGUACAGGGCAGUUUGACUUCAGUGCCUGGAUGCCCAACCUGCCACCUACCAUGCAGCUGCCACCGCCCACCUCUAAAGGCCAGGCAAGCCCGGAGAGGUUCAUAGCCACCCUCCCACCAGUCAAUGCCACAUGUGAUGUCAUCGUUGCCCUCUGGGCACUGAGCAAGGAGCCUGGAGACAGACGGUCCCUGGGCACCUACCCGGACGAACACUUCACGGAGGCGGCCCCGUGCUGGAGCAUCGCGGCCUUCCAGAGCCGCCUGGCUCAGAUCUCGCGAGACAUCCAGGAGAGAAACCAGGACCUGGAGCUCCCCUACACCUACCUGGACCCUCCCAUCAUCGAGAACAGCGUCUCCAUCUAAAUCCCCUGGGGAAA
Messenger RNA from Globicephala melas (long-finned pilot whale), 2048 nucleotides. RefSeq names its product polyunsaturated fatty acid lipoxygenase ALOX15B-like. NCBI's taxonomy places the organism in Eukaryota, Metazoa, Chordata, Mammalia, Artiodactyla, Delphinidae. Gene Ontology annotation, biological process: lipoxygenase pathway; linoleic acid metabolic process; arachidonate metabolic process. Gene Ontology annotation, molecular function: arachidonate 15-lipoxygenase activity; iron ion binding; protein binding. The record is from RefSeq and is a predicted model, not a curated record.